Messenger RNA from Galleria mellonella (greater wax moth), 5433 nucleotides. It is a transcript of the gene ATP8B, whose product is annotated as phospholipid-transporting ATPase ID. Bases 482 to 4384 code for a protein of 1300 amino acids. The transcript has 25 exons. NCBI's taxonomy places the organism in Eukaryota, Metazoa, Arthropoda, Insecta, Lepidoptera, Pyralidae. Gene Ontology annotation, cellular component: plasma membrane. The record is from RefSeq and is a predicted model, not a curated record. Gene Ontology annotation, biological process: Golgi organization; phospholipid translocation. Gene Ontology annotation, molecular function: ATP binding; ATP hydrolysis activity; ATPase-coupled intramembrane lipid carrier activity.
CAAAACAGUGCGUUUCGUACGUCGCGGUCCGCCGCACGUCACCGUAACGUUCUGCUCGUUAUAUCUGUUACAAAAAAAAUUUAGAAAACAGUCUUAAUAUAACGAUGACUUAAGUGCCUUAAGUGAUAUACUAUGUGAAUUUAUGUAAACAUAAUUAUUACGAUAUAUAUUCGUAAUGGGAAGCAGCUUUUAUAGGAUUUAUUGUCUCAUUGGAGCGUCAUUCGUCUCAGAUUCGUCUGGCUGAAACCUAUGAUCAGUGCAGUGCUUAUUUGGAGCGCAGAAUGCCGAUCGCUCCGCGCGGACCUCCGCUCGUAUCAACACCGCUCCACCACCAACUGCUCCAUAGGAGAUCUAGUUUAAUCCCCAAGUGCCCUUCUAUAGUAUAACGUCUAACAUUUUAUACGCCUCUUUUAUACCGACCCAUAAGUUUAAGUACACAAAGUGCUAGUGUUAAGUGUCGCGCGCAAGUGAGGGUGUGUAUAUGUGUGUCGAUGGUGCGGCCGACAUGGGAAAGUCCUCGGCGAGAACACAUGGCCAAGAGAAUGAAAGGAGAAUCAAAGCCAACGACAGGGAGUACAACGCGCAGUUCCGCUAUGCAAAUAACUACAUCAAAACAUCGAAGUACUCAAUUAUAACAUUCCUGCCGUUGAACUUGCUCGAGCAGUUCCAGCGGCUAGCGAAUUUCUACUUCCUGUGUUUGUUGGUACUGCAGCUGAUCCCGGCCAUCUCAUCGUUGACACCCAUCACCACUGCCAUACCGCUGAUCGGUGUACUCGCACUUACUGCCGUCAAGGACGCUUAUGACGAUUUCCAACGUCAUCAAAAUGAUUCCCAAGUUAACCACCGUCGAGCAAAGACGCUGCGGAAUGGCAAAUUGGUGGAGGAAAAGUGGGCGUCUGUUCAGGUGGGAGACGUCAUCCGGCUGGAGAACGACCAGUUCGUCGCCGCAGACAUCCUACUCCUCAGCAGCUCGGAGCCCAAUGGCCUCUGUUACAUAGAGACUGCCGAGUUGGAUGGGGAGACAAAUUUAAAAUGUCGUCAGUGCCUUGUGGAAACGGCUGCGAUGGGCCAAGACGACGCACAACUGGGCGCCUUCGACGGUGUCAUUAUUUGCGAGACGCCCAACAAUCUACUUAAUAAAUUUGAAGGCACGUUGAGCUGGCGUGACAAACAUCACUCGUUGGACAACGACAAGAUACUGCUGCGCGGCUGCGUGCUGCGCAACACCACGUGGUGCUACGGCGUGGUCGUGUUCGCCGGGAAGGACACUAAGCUCAUGCAGAACUCCGGCAAGACCAAGUUUAAGCGCACCAGCAUAGAUAGGCUACUUAAUUUUCUUAUUAUAGGGAUAGUAUUCUUUCUGCUGUCAAUGUGCGUGUUCUGCACGGUGGCGUGCGGCGUGUGGGAGUGGCUGGUCGGCCGCUACUUCCAGGCGUACCUGCCGUGGGACACGCUGGUGCCGGCCGAGCCCGCCUCGGGCGCCGUCGUCAUCGCGUUCCUCGUACUGUUCUCGUACGCGAUCGUCAUGAACACUGUCGUGCCUAUAUCACUUUACGUUUCCGUCGAGGUAAUAAGAUUUGCACAGAGUUUUCUAAUAAAUUGGGAUGAGAAGAUGUAUUAUGAAAAGACAGGCACUGCAGCUAAAGCGCGGACGACCACACUGAAUGAGGAACUUGGUCAAAUUCAAUACAUAUUCUCAGAUAAAACGGGCACACUGACACAGAAUAUUAUGACAUUCAACAAAUGUUCUAUUGCGGGCGUCUGCUACGGUGAUGUUAUCGAUGAAACAACAGGAGAGACCAUAGAGCUCAACGAGGGCGGGGCUGGCGGGGGCGGCGGGGCCGGCGGGGCCGGCAGGGGGCCGGGCGGGGCGCGGUCGGCGGCGCGCGCGCGCCUGCUGGAGGCCGAGCACGAGCAGGGCCGCAGCACGCCGGGCGCGCGCCGGCCCACCAAUCACCACGAUAACACGGAGCCGUUGGAUUUCUCGUUCAAUCCAGAGUACGAGCCGGAAUUUAAAUUUUUCGACUCGACCCUCCUGGAGGCGGUGAAGCGCGGCGAUCAGGAGGUGCACGAGUUUUUUCGUUUGCUCGCUCUCUGUCACACCGUCAUGCCGGAGGAGAAGAACGGGCGGCUGGAGUACCAGGCGCAAUCGCCCGAUGAGGCGGCACUGGUAUCAGCGGCCAGAAAUUUUGGUUUUGUGUUCAGAGAACGCUCGCCUAAUAGUAUUACAAUAGAAGUAAUGGGUAAUACAGAGGAGUAUGAUUUGUUAUGUAUAUUAGAUUUUAAUAAUGUUAGAAAAAGAAUGUCCGUGAUAUUGAGGAAGGAUGGAGAAAUUAGGUUAUAUACAAAAGGUGCUGAUAAUGUAAUAUAUGACAGAUUAAAAUCAAAUCAAGCUGAUGUGAAGUCGAAAACGCAGGAGCAUUUGAACAAAUUUGCGGGCGAAGGCCUGCGCACGCUGGCGUUGGCGUGGCGGCCGCUGGAGGAGCGCGGCUUCGCUGAGUGGAAGCGGCGCCACCAGGCCGCCGCGCUCGCGCUGCACGACCGCGACGAGCAGCUCGACGCCAUCUACGAGGAGAUCGAGACCGACCUGCUACUCAUGGGUGUAACAGCAAUAGAAGAUAAAUUACAAGAUGGAGUACCGGAAACGAUAGCGAAUCUCAGUAUGGCAGGCAUUAAGAUUUGGGUUUUGACUGGUGAUAAACAAGAGACUGCAAUAAAUAUCGGCUACUCGUGUCAGCUGCUGACCGACGACAUGGCGGAGGUGUUCGUGAUCGACGGCGUGUCGCACGACGACGUCGAGCGGCAGCUGGCCAAGUGCCGCGACUCUAUACGCGUCGUCAACACAUUCCUCCCGCAUGCGGGACCGUCUGCGAGCAAGACUGGCGGCGAGGCGGCGAACGGCGCUCGGCCGUCGCCAGGCCGCGCCGCCAACGUGAAGCUGAACGCGCCCGCCGUGUCCGUCGUCACAUUUAGGUGGGAACAUAACACAAUACCACACCACAGCAACGAGUACAUGUCUGGUGGGCCGCAGUCGGCGGACUCGCACGAGCCCACCAAUGACGAUUCCAACGGGUUCGCCAUCGUCGUCAACGGACACUCGUUGGUGCAUUGCUUACAUCCUAAGUUAGAGGAAAGAUUCUUAGACGUAGUACUACAGUGUAGAUCAGUCAUAUGCUGUCGAGUAACUCCAUUGCAGAAAGCAAUGGUGGUGGAACUCAUUAAAAAGAGCAGAAAAGCUGUUACGUUAGCCAUUGGAGAUGGCGCCAAUGACGUUUCUAUGAUAAAAGCGGCACACAUAGGCGUCGGCAUAUCGGGUCAAGAGGGCAUGCAGGCAGUGCUGGCGUCGGACUAUUCAAUAGCGCAGUUCCGGUUCCUGCAGCGGCUGCUACUCGUACACGGCCGAUGGUCCUAUUAUAGGAUGUGCAAAUUCCUCAGAUAUUUCUUCUACAAAAACUUCGCCUUCACUGUGUGUCACUUUUGGUUCGCGUUCUUCUGUGGAUUUAGUGCACAGACGGUGUUCGACGAGAUGUUCAUCUCGGUGUACAACCUGUUCUACACGUCUCUGCCCGUCCUGGCGCUGGGCAUCUUCGACCAAGACGUGUCGGACGCCACCUCGCUGCAGUUCCCCAAGCUGUACGCGCCCGGACACACUAGCCAGCUGUUUAACAAGAGAGAGUUCAUUAAGUCCACUUUGCAUGGCUGCUUCACGUCGCUCGUGCUCUUUCUCAUACCAUAUGGUACAUAUAAAGAUGGAUUAGCACCUGAUGGGAAGAUAUUAUCAGAUCAUAUGUUAUUAGGAAGCGUAGUAGCAACGAUAUUAAUUAUUGACAAUACUACUCAAAUUGCUUUAGAUACAACAUAUUGGACAGUGUUCAACCACAUCACAAUAUGGGGUUCACUAGUUUCUUAUUUUGUAUUGGACUACUUCUAUAACUACGCGAUAGGCGGGCCGUAUGUGGGCUCACUAACCGUCGCCCUCACGCAACCCACCUUCUGGUUCACUGCCGUACUUACUAUGAUCAUCCUGAUGGUGCCGGUGGUGUCGUGGCGGCUGGCGUGCUCGUGGACGCGGCCGACGCUGGCGGAGCGGCUGCGCGCGCGGCAGCGCUGGCGCGCGCCGGCCGCCGCGCCGCGCACGCCGUCCGCGCGCCGCGCGCGCCGCUCCGUGCGCUCGGGCUACGCCUUCGCGCACCAGGAGGGCUUCGGCCGCCUCAUCACCUCGGGCAAGAUCAUGCGCCGCAUCCCGCACGCCGACGCCGCGCUCUCCGCGCUCGCCUCGCUGCCCGGCAAGUUCCACCAGCGCCCGCCGACGCCGCCGACCUCGGCCGCCGCCGCCGCCGAGCCGCGCGCGCCCACGCAGAACCUCGACACGGUCGACUUAUGAGCCGCGCCCCCCGCGCCCGCGCCACCGCCCGCCUCCCCCUCUAAAAGACGAAAUGUACAAUAUAGGUUCGAAAACUUUGUAAAUACUUAGCAGGGUUACGACCGAACCCGUAAUCUUCGACGGCAUAGUGUCGUCGCGACUCAUAUUGUGAUAAUGUUGAUAGAUUUAAAGAUUCGUAUUAUAUUAUUGCCUAUAUUAAAUUAUAUUUGUUGAUCGAGAAUAUAUAUUGAUAGAUAUUUAUUACGGUACGUACUAAGAUUACUCUUUUAUAUCGAUGAAAGCAUAGCUAGUUAUUUCGUGACGUUCCUUUACGUGUAUAGACGACGUAGUUGUGUCGACCACGAGCACCGCCGACGUAAGUUUCUUUUUGUAUCCUCCGCGUCGAAUCUGAAUCCGGUUGCAGUGUACUAGUAUGUGAAUAGAGUUCCUACUCUGUGAUUGCGAUGUAUGGUGGAAUCAUAAAUCAUCAUCGUUGGAUUUACCGGUUUAGUUUCGCUUGCACGGACACUCCACACAAAUACUAAAAUAUGGUUCAUUUAGAUUUUUUUUUUGUGACAAUUACGUCACUAACUUUGUCGCAAUAACACCAAUUUAGCUGUAUCAAAUAAUAUAAACAAAAAUGCUGUCCGUAAAGGUGUCCUUGCAAAUUAUAAACUACAGGAUUUCUCAGUUGUGCUUACUUUUUUGUAAAUGCUUUUUGUCGUCAGUGUCCGAGACUUAGAAAUGUGCAUUUAAAACAGUAUCCAUUUCACUGGCAGUGAAAACGCAACAUGACUAUUAUUUUAUUACAAGUAUUAAUUUAAGUAUUUUCGUAGUUAUUAGUGCCAAAAGUGAUUCCUAAAUACGUAGAUUACCAUAGAUACAUAGCGUUAUUAAUUAUUUGGCUAUUUAUUUGUUUUAUUAAUGUUGAUUAUUCAUCAGUAUUGCUUUCCUGCGUUUCAAAUUUUUAUUAAAAAUUCUUACCCAUGAUGUAGCGUUUUGACUGCACGUGAAUAUGAACAACAUUUGCUUUGGAAACGAUUUUUUUAAUAAAACAUAAUUCUUAAUAA